GGAGAGCCUCAGCCUUUUUCACAUUACUGAGAGACUGCGCCGAAUAACAACGCCUGCUGCUCGGUUAUUUAGACUUAUUUGUGAUUAAAUUAGUGUUUCUUAUUCCUCAGGGUGCUUUAACUCUGCACAAUGACCGCCCUGUCGCUGCUUUUGAUGGCGGUGUCGGCCGUAUCUGCACUGGCCGACUCCAAUAUAUAUAUGCGAGAGCAAUUUGAAGAUGGGGAUGCCUGGAAUAGUCGCUGGGUUGAAUCCAAACACAAGACCGACUACGGCCAGUUUGUCCUGACUGCAGGGAAGUUCUACGGAGAUGCCGAGCAAGACAAAGGUCUGCAGACGAGUCAGGACGCUCGCUUCUACGCCUCCUCGUCCCGUUUUGAUGACUUCAGCAAUAAAGGCGAGCCCCUGGUGAUCCAGUUCAGCGUGAAGCACGAGCAGAGCAUCGACUGUGGGGGGGGCUACAUCAAGCUGUUCCCCUCCAGCCUCAACCAGGAGGAGAUGCACGGAGACUCCGUCUACAACCUCAUGUUCGGUCCGGACAUUUGCGGCCCCGGCACAAAGAAGGUUCACGUCAUCUUCAACUACCAAGGCAAAAACCAUCUGAUCAACAAGGACAUCAGGUGCAAGGAUGAUGAGUACUCCCACCUGUACACGCUGAUCUUGAACCCCGACAACACGUACGAGGUGAAGAUCGACAACAAGAAGGUGGAGUCUGGCAGUCUGGAGGAGGACUGGGACGUCCUGCCGCCCAAAAAAGUGAAAGACCCCGAAGCCAAGAAGCCGGAGGACUGGGAUGACCAGGAGAAGGUCCCCGACCCGGAAGAUCAGAAACCAGAGGAUUGGGACAAGGCAGAGAACAUUCCCGACCCCGACGCUAAGAAGCCCGAAGACUGGGACGAAGAGAUGGACGGAGAGUGGGAGCCGCCCAUGGUCGCUAACCCUGAAUACAAGGGAGAGUGGAACCCCAAAGAGAUCACUAACCCGGCCUACAAGGGCAAGUGGGUCCACCCUGAGGUCGACAACCCGGAGUACACCGCUGAUUCUGAGAUCUAUAAGUAUGACAGCAUCGGCGUGAUCGGACUCGACUUGUGGCAGGUGAAGUCCGGCACCAUCUUUGAUAACUUCCUGAUCACCAACGACCCAAAGCUGGCAGAGGAAGUGGGAAACGACAUGUGGGGUAAAACUAAGGACGCGGAGAAGAAGAUGAAGGAAAGCCUAGAGGAGGAGGAGAGGAAGAAGCGCGAGGAAGACGACAAUCAGAGGGACGAGGCGAGGGAGAAAGACGAGGAGGAAGAGGAGAAGGAUGAGGAGGAGGAAGGAGACGAAGAAGAAGAUGAUGAGGAGGGAGAUGAAGAAGAGCGGGAGGAGGAAGAAGAGGACGAUGAAGACACAGACUCUAAACUCAAGGAUGAGUUAUAAACUCCAACGCAGGAAGUGACUCUGUCAAUGAGCCGUAGAGUGGUGCAGGAAUGAGUCAGCAGAACCUGGAAAUGAGUCAGCAUUUUAGCACUUCCUGUCCCCUCGUCUGGAAGUCGAUGGUUUUUAGAUUUUUGGUUGUUAGCCUGAAAUAAGGUCUGUGGUCAACACAAGCUGAAGAGAUUUUUACGUUUUGUUCUACGACAUAAAAUACGUCAGUUAAUACCCCACUGGUGCAUUUAAAAACAGCGGUUGCUAACAAGUGUAUAAAUGAGACGACUAAACGUCAUCACGCUCAACAUUAGCCACCUUUAGCUUAGCGGUGGUGGUGGUGUGACGUCAUGUGACCGUGCUGUAGUUCCUUUAUAGCCCAACAUUAGCUUUUUACUUCAGAAAUCAUAAGUGGUGUUAAAAUGUGGAGAUUAUUCUGCUGAACAAAACGUGUAAGUAUCGUUAACGUUUGUUUGACACGGAGUUUAUUUUUGCAAUAAUCCAAAAUCACAUGGAGUAAUUCCAUUGACUUUUUAGCUGAGGGAAUCAGGGAGAUGCUGCCUUCAUGGUCCCGAACAGAAAUAUGACAUCCCUGCACCACUCUAUAGGAAGGAGAUGAUCGACCCUCAUGACUGACACCCUGGGGUGGGAGGGUUUUUUUUCAUUUGUUUGUUUACAAAAUAAGGAAGAAGAUGAAAAAAAGGGCAAUUAUUGUUCUGGUUCCAUGUGCUACUACUACUAUAAUUAUUAUAAAACGAGGAAUAGUGAUAGAAAUAAUUUUAAAAAAUCUUAAAGAACAGGAAUUCAAUCGGUUUACACCCAAACAAAAAGAUAUAAAUUGUCAUUCAUGGAAAAACACUAAGGUUUUUAUGAAGUAUAAUGAAAGACUGUAUUUGGUAUGUGGAUAAUACCAUGGUUUUGUUUACCUCAUUUGUAUGUCUUAAUAAUAUGUGUUUUAUUUUGUUGCUUUUUUUGCUGCCUGUCAUGUAACUACCCCUUUAAAACCUGUCAAUCUCAAAGGACAUUAAUAGAUGUCAAUAUGCGGGUUAUUUUACCUGCUUUUAUUUACAAUUCUGGAUUAAAACAAGGAAUAUGAUGCAAGAUAUUUGACAACCUGUUGAAAAAAAGUCAAUCGGAUGGUUAAUCGGGGUAAAAUGAAAUCCCUUGCAUAGUUUUGUACUGUAUAGCUUUUGGACUUCAAUGCACAUACUGUAGUCUUGUGUGUUUAAUUAAACUGUGCUGAAUCUCAGACGUACAUUGAGAGCACUCCAGUAGCAGGUUAGCUUUCAUUCACUUUGUUUUUUCUCAUAAUACGUAUACACAGAGUUUAUUAUUGAUAUCUCUGCACUGCUGUUCCCCGACACAUGACCCCCCCGUCUGAGAGGAUCCUUUUGUAAACACACAUUUUGUACUAAUGCUAGUAAAAGUGGAAGUGGGAAGAUUUUCAUGUUGCUGUGUAAAAAAGCAAAAACAAAGACAGGUGUUCUGCUCAAUAAAACCAACCAGUGGAAAAUA
Messenger RNA from Trematomus bernacchii (emerald rockcod), 2919 nucleotides. RefSeq names its product calreticulin-like. Bases 130 to 1416 code for a protein of 428 amino acids. Gene Ontology annotation, cellular component: endoplasmic reticulum membrane; endoplasmic reticulum. The record is from RefSeq and is a predicted model, not a curated record. Lineage: Eukaryota; Metazoa; Chordata; Actinopteri; Perciformes; Nototheniidae. The transcript is spliced from 9 exons. Gene Ontology annotation, molecular function: calcium ion binding. Gene Ontology annotation, biological process: protein folding.